AUGGGGAUGCUGCUGCUGCCUGGGGAUCGCGGCGUUCUCCGGGGACUCUGGACGGCGCUCCUGCGCAGGCUGCAGGGCGAGAAGUCCUGGGCUAGGAAGCUCGACGAGAUCAACCUGUUGCAGCAGAAGAGGAUCUGGGAAUCUCCUCUCCUCUCAGCUGCAAAGGAAAACGAUGUUCCCGCCAUCCAGAAGCUGCUUGCCAGCCAUACCUGUGACCUUCAAGAGCGAGGUGCCGUUGGGGAGACAGCUCUCCAUGUUGCUGCCCUGUACAAUAGUUUGGAAGCUGCCCAGCUCCUGAUGGACACAGCUCCGGAACUGGUGAAUGAAGCGAUGACAUCUGAGCUAUACACAGGGGAAACGGCCCUUCACAUCGCUGUGGUGAACAAAAACCUGAACCUGGUGAAAGCUUUGCUUGAGAAAGGUGCAGAUAUUAAUGGCCCGCGAGCCACUGGGUAUGUCUUCAGGCACAGAAGUGACAACCUCAUCUAUUUCGGGGAACACGUUUUAUCUUUUGCAGCCUGUGCAGGAAAUGAGGCCAUUGUGCAGCUGCUCAUUGAACAUGGCGCCAACAUCCGCGUGCAAGACUCCUUGGGUAACACUGUCCUUCACAUCUUAGUGCUGCAACCUAACAAAGCAUCUGCGUGUCAAAUGUACAAUCUAUUUCUCUGCUACAACAAGGAAGACAAGGAACUGGGUGAUCUGGACUCGAUUCCCAACAAUGAGGGGCUUACUCCGUUUAAGCUGGCUGGUGUGGAGGGCAACACUGUGAUGUUCCAGCACCUCAUGCAAAGAAGGAAGCACAUCCUGUGGACUUGGGGGCCUUUGACAUCCACCUUGUAUGACCUCACAGAAAUUGAUUCGUGGGGCGAUGACCAAUCACUCCUGGAGCUCAUUGUCACCUCCAAAAAGAGAGAGGCACGGCGGAUCCUAGACCUUACCCCUGUGAACGAGCUCGUAAGCCUGAAGUGGAAUAAAUAUGGCAGGCCAUAUUUCUGUAUCUUGGCCUUAUUCUAUGUCCUGUACAUGAUUUGCUUCACAAUGUGCUGUGUCUACCGGCCUCUGAAAAAGCGAAACUGCAACAAAACCCAUGAAAGGGACAACACCAUAUACAUUCAGAAACUUUUGCAGGAGUCCUACCUCACUCCUCAAGAUGACCUCAGACUUGUUGGUGAGCUCAUCACUGUUAUUGGAGCCUUGGUGAUACUGAUUCUGGAGAUUCCAGAUAUUUUCCGUGUUGGAAUCACCAAGUAUUUUGGACAGACAAUCCUUGGAGGACCUUUCCAUGUCAUCAUCAUCACAUAUGCCUGUAUGAUCCUGGUGACCAUGGUGAUGCGUCUCACUAGCACCAACGGAGAGGUGGUCCCCAUGUCCUUUGCUCUGGUGCUGGGCUGGUGCAACGUCAUGUACUUUGCACGAGGAUUUCAGAUGCUGGGGCCCUUCACCAUCAUGAUCCAAAAAAUGAUCUUUGGAGACCUUCUCAGAUUCUGCUGGCUAAUGGCAGUGGUGAUACUUGGGUUUGCAUCUGCGUUCUACAUCAUCUUUCAAACAGAGGACCCUGAUGAGUUGGGCCAUUUCUACGAUUACCCCAUGGCGCUCUUCAGUACGUUUGAGCUCUUCCUCACCAUCAUUGAUGGACCAGCCAACUAUGAAGUCGACUUGCCUUUCAUGUAUGGCGUCACCUACUCUGCCUUUGCCGUCAUUGCCACCCUCCUGAUGCUCAACCUGCUGAUUGCCAUGAUGGGUGAUACCCACUGGCGUGUGGCCCAUGAGCGGGACGAGCUUUGGCGAGCACAGGUUGUUGCCACCACGGUGAUGCUGGAGCGCAAGCUCCCACGCUGCCUCUGGCCUCGUUCUGGGAUCAGGGGAAGGGAGUACGGGCUGGGUGACCAGUGGUAUCUCAGGGUUGAAGGUCGGUGUGAAAUGCGGCAGCAGAAGCAGCAGCUGGGUGCGAGGAACUGUGAGCCUCACCGAAGAGAUGCCUUCCAAAAGUACUUGAAGGCCAAAGUGGUUCUGCAUACAGAAGAUGGUGAACAGGCUUAUUCAAGCAAGCAGCUGGCCUUUAGCACUUCCCCUGACACUCCAAAUUUAUCACGGAAGAGUUCAAAUUGUGCCUGGAACAUCUUAAGGCACAACACGCUGAGCCAUCUACAGGGAUAUACAAAUUAUGCCAUGGAAGAGGAGAUCUACCAUGUGUAAGCUCAGGAAGAAUUAUUGCCUCCGGGCCCACGGAUUGUGCCAGCUUAAAUUUUUGGCACUGGUUAUUGUUAAAUGGUUGUAGAAGGUUUGCAACAUUUGCUGUGGGCAGACUCAGGAAAGAUUGUUGUUGAUGUAAAAGUGCAAGAAAGUACACCAAAGGUUUAGCACCGAGAGAAAUCCAGGGAAUUCGGGGGAGAUGGCCUGGAUUGUGGCAUCCACUUUUAUUUCACAAACUUUCUUAUGUAUUUGCAAAUCUUAGGCUUUCAGUGGGUGGCCUAGAGAAGACUGGUCUACAUUUGCUGGUGGUACUGGAGAACACGGUUCUUCUCCUUUGCUCAAAGCUCUGUAUAUUUCACAAAACUCCCGAGUGGUGUCAAGAGGAGGGAAUGACCAUUCUGUUAUCUGCACCUUCUCAGAGCAAGAAGAACGUCUGAAGGAGCAUUCGACAUUUCCCCAUCUCUAUCUAGCAGGGACAGGGCUGUCCCAAGGCUGAACAACAGAUGCAGGAACUGACUUGGGGGCUGCUGCUCACCUGGGAGCUACUGCCUGGCCUGAAUGUGGCACAGCGUCUGGGAGCUUCCAAGCACCGGCCUGCCCUUGCCUGGCUGCUUGGGCUGCCUGAGCUGGGUCAGGCGAGAGAACCCUGCAGAACCAUUUGGCCCUCGAGGCAGAGAGGCUAGUGAGCAACCACCAUUGCUGGUGAAAUAAUGGUAUAACACAAAUGGGUGUAGAUUAUCUGGCUAAUAAGAUAAUCCAAGAACCCCUGGUUCAAAUGAAAUACCUUUCUUGAGCAACUAGGAGAAGCAUUUUCCUGCAUUAUGACACUUGGAGUCAAACUUGUUUGUUAAUGCCUAGAAAGUACUGGCUAUUGGGCAAUAAAAAUGAAAUAAAUAGAUAUCUUUUUUAAAAAAUCUGUAGCACUGGUAGGUUCUAUGGGACUACUUGCUUCCUGGUGAACAUUGCAAAUCGCAGUGUACCUAACCCAACAUACAAAAUGAACUUUUUAUCACCAAUCUUAUUACACCAGUAUGAGUAUGUAUAAUAGGCUUUGUUGCGAUGGGGGCGGCAUAGAAGUGUUUUAAAUAAAUAAAUCAAUAAAUAUAAUAAGAAGAAAAUACUACAACCCCUGCACGCAAGUCACUGGCAACAACACUAAUACCAAUAAAACUGACUGUAGAGCCACAAAGUUCAAAAGUCCUUUUGAAUCCAGUUCAAACAAAGGAAUCUAAAUUGUCCUCUUCAACCGUCUGAACACAGGAGAGGUGGCUGCAUGUGUGGAAUCCUC
Varanus komodoensis (Komodo dragon) is the source of this 3481-nucleotide messenger RNA. RefSeq names its product transient receptor potential cation channel subfamily V member 6-like. The record is from RefSeq and is a predicted model, not a curated record. The transcript is spliced from 15 exons. The coding region runs from base 1 to 2196 and encodes 731 amino acids. Gene Ontology annotation, cellular component: membrane. Lineage: Eukaryota; Metazoa; Chordata; Lepidosauria; Squamata; Varanidae. Gene Ontology annotation, biological process: calcium ion import across plasma membrane. Gene Ontology annotation, molecular function: calcium channel activity; protein binding.